AUGAGUACAACAUUGCAAGCAGAAGAAGAGUUUCCAGUAUGGGCAUUGGUACCCAAAAAAGAAACAGGAGUCACAAACUUCUUGGCCAAAAAUCCGUCUUACGACGGCCGUAAUGUGACAAUAGCUAUAUUUGAUUCCGGUGUUGAUCCUGGAGCUCCUGGUCUUAAAGUGACAAGUGAAGGAAAACCAAAAGUCAUUGCUAGAUAUGACUGUAGUGGUGCUGGUGAUGUCGAUACCUCAACUGUAGUGACACUUGAAGGAAAUGAAAUAAAAGGACUAAGUGGACGUACACUUGUGAUACCUAGUACUUGGAAAAAUCCUACUGGAAAGUAUCAUAUAGGUAUAAAAAAUGCAUUUGAGUUAUAUACUAAAAAUGUCCAAAAGCGAAUUGAAGAAGAAAAAAAAGAAAAGGAUUGGGACCCAAUGCAUAAACCAUUAUUAUCAAAGUCAAUCAUGGAACAACAAAAUUUCAACAAUGAAAAUGAUCCUUCUAAAGUCACACUAACAAGAAGUCAGAAAUUAAUAAAGGAUGACCUAGAUAGCACUGUAGAAGCUUUACAAAGUUUAGAAAAAAAAUAUAAAUUCAUCACCCCAGUUUAUGACUGUGUGGUUUUCCACGAUGGAGUACAAUGGCUUGCAUGUUUGGAUACUUCAGAAACAGGAGAUUUGGCUUCAUGUAAACUUAUGGGAGAAUUUAGUGAAGAUCCAGUGAAUAAUUUUGAUUAUAUCACUGCUUCAGAUCGAAUGAGUUACUCGUUCAACGUGUAUAAUGAUGGAGAUGUAUUGGAAAUUGUAUCUCUUGGAUCAUCUCACGGCACACAUGUAUCAGCUAUUGCUGCUGGGUGUUUUCCUGAUGAACCAGACAGAAAUGGAGUUGCCCCUGGUGCUCAAAUUAUAUCCUUAACGAUUGGUGAUAGUCGUUUAGAGACAAUGGAAACAGGAACUGCAAUAGUCAGGGCAAUGAUUAAAGUUAUGGAACUUAGAAAGAAGUUUAAUAUUGACGUUAUAAAUAUGAGUUAUGGAGAACACUCAAAUUGGUCUCAUGCUGGGAGAAUUGGUGAUAUAAUGAAUGAUGUAGUAGACAAGCAUGCAGUCACUUGGAUUGCAUCUGCUGGUAAUCAUGGACCAGCUUUAUGUACUAUAGGGGCUCCUCCAGAUAUUUCCAAGACAACAAUUAUAGGAGUUGGAGCCUAUGUAUCGCCAGAUAUGAUGACAACAGAAUAUUCUAUGCUACAAAAACUCCCUGGAAAUACCUAUACAUGGUCUUCAAGAGGACCAACAAUUGACGGUGGUAGAGGAAUAAGUGUAUGUGCACCAGGUGGUGCAAUAGCUUCUGUACCUGGAUACAUGCUAAGAGGAACACAGUUAAUGAAUGGUACAAGUAUGUCUGCACCUCAUGUAGCUGGAGCAACAGCUGUAUUAAUAUCUGGACUUAAAGCAAAAAAUAUUGACACCUGUCCUUAUAUGAUAAAAAGAGCGAUGGAAAACACAGCAUUGUACAAUGAUAGAAUUGACCAUUUUUCACAAGGACAUGGUUUAUUACAAGUUGAAAAAGCAUUUGAUUAUUUAACACAAUACUACAUCGAACAAGAAUCAUAUGUUAAAUUUAUUGUAUCUUGUGGUAUCCAAGGCUGUAGUCAACUAGGAAAGGGAAUCCACAUUAGAAAUGCAAUUGAAAACAAGGCAAUUGACUGUAAUGUAACUGUGGAACCAAUCUUUUUAAAUAAUGGAGAUGUCGAUGCUGAAAAAAAAAUAAAUUUCCAAAUGAGCUUAUGCUUGACGAGCGACGUAUCUUGGGUUAGUGUACCUAAAUAUCUGGAACUAAUGUAUAUGUUACGCAGUUUUAAUAUAAAAGUUGAUCCAAGUGGAUUGCAUCCAGGAGUGCAUACGACUACCAUACGGGCUUAUGACACAAAGAACUCGGCUAAAGGCCCAGUGUUUACAUUUGAAGUCACUGUUGUUCGGCCAUUGGUAACUGAUAAUUCCGGUUCUUUGUCUCACAACAACGUUGAUUUCAACGCAAAUUCCCUAAUAAAAAGGAAUUUCGUGUUGGUACCCUGUAAUGUCUCAUGGGCCACUCUUCACAUAAAACAUCUUGACACCGAUGUUAACGCUAAUUUCUGUCUGCAUAGCGUUCAAUUGAUGCCUCAAAAAUCGUGUAAAUCCCUGGAGUAUUGUAAGAUGUUUAACAUGAAAUCAAAUGAGUUUCAAGCACAUUUUGCCGUUGAAGAAAAUGUGGUGUUAGAGUUUGUGAUAGCAAAAUAUUGGUCGAGUUGUUCAAAUAUAAAACUAUCGUACAAAUUACAAUUUCAUGGUGUCAUACCUCAAACGCAAAACAUGGCGAUGUACCACGGAAUGGGUUUACACUCAGUAACUUUGAAGUCUGGUAUAAAAAAUGAAGAAAUUCUACCUGCUGUUUCAUUGAAACAUCUUAUUACCGUUCUUAAACCAAAUGAAGGAAAAAUAACUGCUUUAACUUACCGUGAUGUUAUUCCACCAAAAAGACCAAUCUAUCAGUUAGUUUUAUCUUAUGCUUUCUCUUUGCCAAAAUCUACUGAAGCAUAUGCAACUUGUGGAUUAUUUGGUGAACUUUUGUAUGAGUCUGAAUACGAAUCACAGUUAUGGAUGUUGUUUGAUUCAAAUAAACAAUAUAUUGCUGCUGGUGAUGCUUAUUCUAGUAGACAUGUGUAUAAACUAGACAAAGGAGAUUACACUAUUAAAAUGCAUGUACGGCAUGAACGGCGAGAGUUAUUAGAAAAAAUUAUUGACCUGCCUAUACAAGUAGUUCAAAAAUUACAAAACGCAAUAAACUUAGAUGUCUACAGUAGUCAUCAUCAAGCCACAUUUUUUGGAAAAAAAUGUUCAACUUUUGUCAUGGCUCCUAAUAGUAAUUUGUUCACCCUGAAUAUUGGAUCACUUUCUAAUGAUAAAAUUAUAUCAUUGAAAUUAACAGCUGGACACUGUUUGUCUGGAACUAUAUAUUAUGUCAAGGAUGAAAAUGGAAAGAAAGUUGAUGUUUACGAUUUCAAGUAUUUCAUUACGGAUACAUUUAAAACAAAGAAUGGACUAAAACCAAUUGAAGAAAAUAAAACAAAGCUGGAGGAAUUCAAUGAAGCAAUUUGUGAAACCAAAUUAAAUUGGUUAACAAAAUUAGAUUACGGGGAAGAUUCUAGAUGUUUAUAUGAAAGUUUAUGCGAAGAAUUUGGAGAUAAAAACUCUUCCGUUCAUAUAUCAUGGAUACAAUGUAUUGAACCGGAAGAUAAAAAAAAAUUCCCUAAUUUUUCAAUUAAAGACUUUGAUGUAGAAAAAGUAAAACUUAUAAUUGCUGCUGCCAACCGUGUUCUUUCCAUUAUUGAUCAAGAUGACCUUCUCGUAUUUUAUGGAAUUAAGUCUGAUCAAAGACCUGAAGCUUCUAAACUUAAAAUAUCUAAUGACCGUUUAAAAAAUAAUCUGAUUGAAGCAUUAAGUCGCAAAGGUGCAGCAUUGUGCCAAUUGUAUUAUUAUAACUACGUGAAUAGCAAAAAAAAAGACGCGAAUGACUUACUGGAGAUUGAUGAUAUUUGGCUUCAAGUUACUUGUUUCAUUUCUCCAGAUUCCGAUUCUAAAAGUUUGAAUUAUUUUAAUAUUUGGCAUGGAGCAGUUCAUCAAAAUCAUGGACGUAUGAUGAAAAUUCUGUUGAGGAUGUUGGAGGAUAAAUAUAUUAAAGAAGUUGAAAGUUGUUUAUUGUGGACUGUGAAAGUUAAGUUUGCGGCUGAAGAAUCCAAACAUUUAGCAGCAGCUAUUUCAAAUGCAUUAAUUGUUCAUUAUCCAAAAACUUUCCGUCCAUUUUAAUUUAAGUUAAUUAAUUUUAAUACAUUACGGUUACAUUCUAGAGUAUACCGUAUGAAUAUACAAAGUUUACUAAAUAUAUUAUCCACAAUAUUGUGUUAUUAAAACACAAAAAUAAUCUAAUUAACAUUUUUCAUUUUUAAUAAAAUUCAAUCAUUCUUAA
Messenger RNA from Rhopalosiphum maidis (corn leaf aphid), 3991 nucleotides. It is a transcript of the gene TppII, whose product is annotated as tripeptidyl-peptidase 2. Gene Ontology annotation, molecular function: tripeptidyl-peptidase activity; serine-type endopeptidase activity. Bases 1 to 3831 code for a protein of 1276 amino acids. The record is from RefSeq and is a predicted model, not a curated record. Gene Ontology annotation, cellular component: cytosol. The transcript has 21 exons. NCBI's taxonomy places the organism in Eukaryota, Metazoa, Arthropoda, Insecta, Hemiptera, Aphididae. Gene Ontology annotation, biological process: proteolysis.